Molecule: messenger RNA, 1050 nt
Organism: Penicillium vulpinum
Lineage: Eukaryota; Fungi; Ascomycota; Eurotiomycetes; Eurotiales; Aspergillaceae
Product: Short-chain dehydrogenase/reductase SDR
Exons: 1
Coding region: 1-1050 (349 amino acids)
Source: RefSeq, a predicted model, not a curated record
AUGACUUUCUUCAACACUUACCCAGGCUUCCUCUAUCGUCAGUUUUUGGUCUGCCCAUCUAAGGCCCCGUCAACCACCUCCCUUCACGGCAAGGCAGGCCUCGUGACGGGCUCCAACACUGGACUGGGGUAUCAUGCUUCAGCACAGCUGCUUGAGAUUGGACUAUCGCAUCUGAUUUUGGCCGUUCGCAGCAUCUCCAAGGGCGAAGCUGCCCGGAAAUCCCUUCUCGCUUCACUCCCCGCUUCGGCCAAAACCCCCGUGGUCGAGGUCUGGGAGUUGGACCUAGGAAAUUAUGCCAGUAUUAUCGCAUUUGUUGACCGUCUCAAGCGCUCUGAGAUCCAGAUCGACUUUGCUCUUCUCAAUGCCGGUGUUGCCAACUUCGAAUACACCGUGAACCAACCCACCUCCCAUGAGUCAAGUAUUCAAAUUAAUUGGCUGAGCACUGCUCUCUUGACCCUGCUUUUGCUACCCGAGCUCGAUCGUCAAGCUGCCGAUAACCUCAAUCGCCCUCGUCCGGUGCUUUCCAUUGUUGGAAGUGAAACAGCCGCUUGGGCCAAGCUCGCCGAAGCUAAGGUGUCUACCGAGCAAGGAAUCCCACUUAUCGAGGUAAUGGAUGACAAGAGCCAUUUCGACAUGGGCGAUCGAUACUAUGCUUCCAAGCUGCUCCAGCAGCUCUUCUUCCUCGAGUUGCUGAACCGCCGAUCCAGUGCCAAGCGCUCCACAGGAGCUAUUCUCAACAUGGUGAACCCUGGUUUCUGCUAUGGCUCUGAGUUGCAUCGUACAGCUGAGGGCGCCUUGGGUACAGUCCUUGCAGGUGUGAAGAGAGUCAUCGGUCGCUCUACCCCUAUGGGUGCUCGUACAUUGGUUCAUUCAGCGGUUUUGGCCGGUGAAUCUUCCAAUGGCAAGUUCCUGAGUGACAACAAGCUAGCUCCAUUUGCCGGAUAUGGAGAUAGUGAUUCUGGUAGAAUCACGCAGUCUCAGGUCUGGAAAGAAACAUUGUCCGAGUUGGGGCCGGUGGUGAAUAUUGACGAGCUGUUGUCGGAGAUUUAA